Cygnus olor (mute swan) is the source of this 3616-nucleotide messenger RNA. RefSeq names its product non-SMC condensin I complex subunit G (gene NCAPG). Gene Ontology annotation, cellular component: cytoplasm; condensed chromosome; condensin complex. The coding region runs from base 284 to 3397 and encodes 1037 amino acids. The record is from RefSeq and is a predicted model, not a curated record. The transcript is spliced from 21 exons. Gene Ontology annotation, biological process: mitotic chromosome condensation. Lineage: Eukaryota; Metazoa; Chordata; Aves; Anseriformes; Anatidae.
CCCCGCCCCUUGGGCGCGCGUGCUUCGGAGGCGAGCACGCGCGCGGGGGCGUGCACGCGCCGCCGGCUUUUCUCGCGAGAGCGGGCGGCGGCGCUCGCGCCGAUUUUGAAGCUGGGGGCGGUUGGCGGGGAGCGCGCGGUGCCGUCAAGCGCUGAGGGGAGCUCUGAGGGAAGCCUGAGGCGCAGCCCAGCCGCCUCUGGUGCCCUCCUGCCGCCUCUCCGGUCGUUAGAGCCCGGGGUGGGGACCGUGAAGGGAGGUCGGGGCCGGGGCCGCGGCCGCAGCCAUGGGAGUGGCAAAGAAGUCUUUGGAAGUGAAGGAAGCCUUUCGGCUGGCGCAGAAGCCGCACCAGAACCACGCCAAGCUCGUCGUGGCUUUGAGGAGCGCCUACAGCCAGUUGGAAGAUAAAGCAGAUUUCCAUGAAAAAUUCAUUCAUUUCCUUAAGUAUGCUAUGAUAGUCUACAAACGGGAACCAGCAGUGGAGCAGCUGAUCAAUUUUGUGGCUAAAUUUGUUACUUCAUUUUAUCAACCGGAGGAAGGGGAGAGUAGCGAGGAAAGAGAAGAAGAUAACUUGCUUCUGAAUUAUGUGUUUAACUUUCUGCUUGAGUCUCACAAUGCAAACAGCCAUGCAGUUAGGUUUCGAACGUGCCAGCUUGUUAAUAAGCUUUUGGGAAGUAUGCCAGAGAAUGCUCAGAUUGACGAUGAUUUAUUUGAUAAAAUUAAUGAAGCUAUGAUGAUUAGACUUAAAGAUAAAUUUUCGGAUGUGAGAAUUCAAGCUGUCUUGGCCCUGUCGAGACUUCAAGACCCUAAGGAUGAAAACUGUCCUGUUGCUAAUAUUUACAACACACUGCUUGAAAAUGAUUUGAAUUCAGAAGUGAGACGUGCAGUGCUGUCAUGUAUUGCUCCAUCAGCAAGGACUUUGCCAAAAAUUGUAGGCCGCGCUAUGGAUGUAAAGGAAGCUGUCAGGAAGCUGGCAUAUGAGGUUUUGGCAGAAAAAGUUCAUGUGAGAGCUCUCUCGAUAGCACAGAGAGUAAAAUUGUUGCAACAGGGACUUAAUGACAGAUCUGAUGCUGUUAAGGAAGUAAUGAAGAAGAAAUUGCUUCGAGCCUGGUUACAGUUUACUGAAGGGGAUGUUUUAGAAUUGCUUCAUCGACUGGAUGUGGAAAACUGCCCAGAAGUGGCCAUUCUAGUACUGAAUGCUGUGUUUUCAUUAAUUCCACUUAGUGACAAUGUUCAGAACUGUAAAAACCUUGACAGCAGAAAAGUGAUUCCAUUGGAAGACUUAACAGCUGAGAAUGUGUUAUACUGGAGAUGUCUUUGUGAACAUCUGAAAUCAAAAGCUGAGGAAGGUGAAGAUUUGCUAGAACAGAUAUUGCCAGAACCAGCAGUAUAUGCAGAUUAUUUAUUAAGUUACCUUCAAAAUAUGCCGGUUCUUAGUGAAGAACAAAAAGAAGACUUCACUUGUUUCGAAAACCUGAUGACAAAAGAAUUUAUAGGCCAGCAACUGACUCAUAUUAUAGGCUGCAUGGAUACCACCGAAGAGGGAGGAAGAAAGCAUCUGUUACUUGUUUUACAAAGGAUUCUCGUUCUGCCUGCCACUUCAACGGCCCUUGUGCCUCUGCUUGUGGAAAGAUUACUUAGUAUCAUUAAGGAUGAUGACAGAAGGAUUCAAAUUAUCGCAGAAAUCACCUCAGAGGUUCGUGAGCCGAUUGCUACUGUUGACCAGCCUCUUGAUGCUUCUGAAAUAAGAAAGCGAGAGGUUAAGUUGGCUCAAAUAAAAGUGAAACUUUUUGAAGCAAAAACGGCUUUGGAAGAAUGCAUUUCUCUUCAGGAUUUUAAUAGAGCAUCUGUAUUAAAAGAGAAAAUAACUGAGUUGGAACACACAAAAGCCGAUCUGAUAAAAGAAGCAGAGCAACCUGAAAUUAAAGAAACGCGUGUGGAAAAGAAUGAUCCUGAAACACUGUUGAAGUGUUUGUUGAUGUGUUAUGAGCUUCUCAAGAUGAUAUCGCUUUCUAAAGGAAUUGGUCCAACCAUUAAUGAACUAAUUGAAUCCAUGAUACUUCCUGGCAUAGCGAAUGUCCAUCCAGCUGUGAGAAACAUGGCGGUUCUGUGUUUGGGUUGUUGUGCUCUUCAGAGCAAAGAAUUUGCCCGACAACACUUUGCAUUGCUGUUACAGGUUUUACAAAUAGAUAAUAUAAAGAUAAAGCUCAGUGCUUUAAAGGCGGUCUUUGAUCAGCUGGUGCUGUUUGGGAUUGAGCCUUUCAAAGCCAGACCAGGCAAUGAGUCUCAAAGUGAAGAUGUACAAACUGGAACUGAAAAUUGUGAGGAAGAAAGUAAAACAACAGAGAAGGAAGAAGAGACUGCUACGAUUCAGAGCUUCUUACAGCUUCUUUCUAGUUUUUUAGACAGCGAGUUUUCAGAACUUAGGACAGAAACUGCAGAAGGCAUAGCCAAACUGAUGUUCUCUGGGAGGCUGAUUAGUGCCAAACUUCUUUCUCGUCUUGUUUUGUUGUGGUAUAAUCCUGUGACUGAAGAGGAUACUCAGCUUAGGCAUUGUCUGGGAGUUUUCUUCCCGUUAUAUGCUUAUGCAAAUAGGUCUAACCAGGAAUGCUUUGAGGAAGCUUAUCUUCCAACUCUGCGAACGCUGUUAAAUGCUCCUGCAACUUCCCCUUUGGCUGAAGUAGACAUCAGUAAUGUUUCUGAACUAUUAGUGGACCUGACCAGACCAAGUGGACUGAACCCUCGGGUCAAAAAGUCUCUAGACUAUCAGGACUUCACAGUGCAUGAUAGUUUAGCACUGAAAAUUUGCAAUGAAAUCUUGACGGACCCAACUGCACCAGAUGUUCGUAUUUAUGCAAAAGCUUUAAGUAUGUUAGAACUCAGUAGUUCUUCCACAGAGAAUCUUCUGAUUCUGCUUGAUGAGAUUCUAGAGAAAGUGAAAGAUAAAUUGUGUCAAAGAGCUAUUGAGAAGAUCAAGGUGAACCUGACCAAAGGCGCUAAUGCGAGCAAAAGCCACUCUGAACAGACAGAGGAAACAGGCCUCGCUGAAGGGACGCAGGAAACUGGCACUGCGUUAUCUGCAAACACUCUUCAAAAUGAAGAAGAAAAUACCAAAGAUACUCUUCAUACUCCAGUUGAUGAAGCUAAAAGUAAAGCUACUACAAAAUUGAAAUCCACGAGAAACAAAACUGGCAGAGGACAACGAAAAGCAGCAGAAGCGAGGUCUGUGAGCAGAAGAAAAACUGGCACAACUGCAAAAUCUGGUAGUGAAAGUGGUGAUGAAAUUCCAGAAUCAGUCCCAGUGCCCAGUUCAAGGCCUUCAAGACGAGCAAAAACAUUGGCGCUUGAAAAAACAAGAAUGAAUCUUUCAAGCCUUUUGAGUGGGGAAGCAGAUGAAUGAAGACAAAAUGAGAAAAAAUGUCCUUUGGUAAUGCUAGUAGUUAACAGCAGACUUGAAAAAGUAAGAUCUAUUUUGUUGUUAGUCUCAUUUAUUUCUUUCAAUAUUGAAUCUUUUAUAAUUCCAGAUUUUUAUAGGAACUUUUUUAAAAAAGGUGCUUUUGUUUAUUUUCGCCAUGUGAAGUACAUCAUUCUUGUAAUAAAAUGACAUUAAAAUAUUGCC